This is a messenger RNA of Homarus americanus (American lobster), 7855 nucleotides long. RefSeq names its product aryl hydrocarbon receptor nuclear translocator homolog (gene tgo). The record is from RefSeq and is a predicted model, not a curated record. Gene Ontology annotation, molecular function: protein dimerization activity; DNA-binding transcription factor activity, RNA polymerase II-specific; RNA polymerase II cis-regulatory region sequence-specific DNA binding. The transcript has 16 exons. The coding region runs from base 620 to 2764 and encodes 714 amino acids. Gene Ontology annotation, cellular component: aryl hydrocarbon receptor complex; cytoplasm; transcription regulator complex. Gene Ontology annotation, biological process: regulation of transcription by RNA polymerase II. Lineage: Eukaryota; Metazoa; Arthropoda; Malacostraca; Decapoda; Nephropidae.
UGUUGUAGUGCAGACCGCGUCCACCGCCCCACUGUGAGCUCCCACGUGCUCCCACAACCUUACUGUGCCACAAACACACAAGGGAGCGCCACCCCUUAAGUUACCGAUACCGACCUCGCUGCUCUUGUUACAAGAACUGACAAUAAUAAACUUGAUAUUUCACGCGAUGAAUUGACAAAAUCUUUACUAUGUUGAUUGGAAUUACUUAAGUGGUUAACGGCGUGCGUACACAGACGCCCACACGUGAGUGAAGGCAACACUGUAGAGUAAAACAAUACAUUGGUGUUGUUUGUGAAGUGACAGGUGUUGGUAUAUUUAGUGAGUGAACCUGUACCAGAGUACAUGUCCUCGAGAGUUGUACUGGUGUAUGUAAUGAGUGAUGUUAUAUAAUACAAGUGCACCAACGUCUCUCUGUAUAUAGUGAAGUUAUUUUGUGUGUAUACCAUUAAUGAAACAGGAUAUUAGUGUUGUGUUAAGAGGGGUAGUGGUGUUUAGUGAAGUCUGGAGUGUGUGUACAGACUAUGCAGUGGUUGGCCCACUGGCGGCCAGGAACCCGGGAGAGCUGCUGCUGCUGCAGGUGAUGACGAACACCGUGUAGUGUGAAGGUGGCACCACCGCCAUGUACACCUACGCUGGAACCUACCCUGGGGCCUACAUGGGCGUGGGAUCAGGGGUGGGUAGCCUGUCAGGCGGGAGCAUGACGGCGCCCUCUGCUCACCACCACCAGGUGCUGGCCACGCCCACGCCUAUACCUGCAGCAGCAGCCGCCGCCGCCCACUCCAUGACCACCUCCCUCCCGCCCACCACCGUCAAGAGAAGGUCAGAUGAGGAGGAGAGCUCAGGGUCCAAGUAUGGCCGAAUGGAGUCGGCUGAUGACAACAUGCAGGACAAGGAGCGAUUUGCCAGGGAGAACCACUGCGAGAUCGAGCGCAGGGAGAACCACUGUGAAAUCGAACGUCGGCGUCGGAACAAGAUGACGGCUUACAUCGCGGAGCUGAGUGACAUGGUCCCCACCUGCUCCGCCCUCGCCCGCAAGCCUGACAAACUCACCAUCCUCCGCAUGGCCGUCGCCCACAUGAAGGCUUUGAGGGGUAUGGAGAUUGCCAACGGGAGUGGAAUGGGUACAGGCAAUACCAACACAGAUGGAACCUACAAGCCAUCAUUCCUCACUGACCAGGAGCUGAAACACUUAAUACUGGAAGCUGCUGAUGGGUUCCUCUUCGUAGUGGCGUGUGACAAUGGGAGAAUUAUUUAUGCAUCAGACUCUGUCACUCCCGUUCUCAAUCAGCCUCAGAGUGACUGGUUUGGUUCAAGUGUAUAUGAACAUGUACAUCCAGAAGAUGUAGAGAAAGUCCGAGAACAGCUGAGCACACAGGAACCUGCAAAUCAAGGACGCAUAUUGGAUCUCAAAACUGGCACUGUCAAGAAAGAGGGUCAUCAGUCAUCAAUGAGAUUGUGCAUGGGCUCCAGAAGAGGGUUUAUUUGUCGGAUGAAGGUAGGCACAGUUACUCCAGAGAAUAUGAAUUCUGGUCAUUUGAACAGACUACGACAAAGAAAUUCCUUAGGUCCUGCCACUGAUGGCCACAAUUAUGCUGUUGUCCAUUGUACAGGGUAUAUCAAGAAUUGGCCCCCAACUGGAGUUCAAAUGGAGCGUGGUGAAGAAGAAGCACAUGGUUCAACACAUUGCUGUUUAGUGGCAAUUGGUCGUCUUCAGGUUACCUCAACACCUAAUACAUCAGACCUCAUGGGAUCAAACUCACAAAAUGAAUUCAUAUCCCGCCACGCAAUGGAUGGAAAGUUCACCUUUGUUGACCAACGUGUGAUGACAGUGUUGGGGUAUUCCCCUCAGGAACUACUAGCUAAGCCUUGCUUUGAGUUUUUCCAUCCUGAAGACCAGACACAUAUGAAAGAAAGUUUUGACCAAGUGUUAAAGCUGAAAGGACAGGUGAUGUCUGUCAUGUACCGUUUCCGAGGAAAGAACCGUGAAUGGGUGUGGCUGCGAACGUCUGCAUUCGCCUUCCUCAACCCGUACACAGACGACAUUGAGUACAUUGUUUGUACAAAUACUGCUGCCAAGACUGUACAAGGUGGAAGUGAAAUGAGUGGUAAUGCCUCUGAACAACAGGAAGUUAGUUCUUUAAGCAAUCAGUACGCGACACACCAGCCCGGUCUAGAGUAUUCUUUGCAACGACAACGUGACCUGUACCCACACAUGAUCCAGUCACACAUCCACAAUUCUGGGCGACCAAGUAGUACCCAAGGGGUGUACAGCAGCUAUGAAGCAGGUGCCUCACCCCUAGGCAGUUAUUCUCCCAGCACUCCACAGGCCACACCCCUUACAACACAAGCAUCAUCCAGUAUCUCACGGAUCACCAAGUCCUCUUCCCCACCAACCACUGCACAUCCCACAACGUGGUCUAAUCCACAUAUCAGACAGGCUGAAGGAUACAGCUAUCCAAGUAGCAUGAGUCCAUCACGAUCUCCGUCUACCCCUUCCUAUACAUCACUAAGCUCUUCGAGUCGUUCCCUGCCUUCAUAUACCUCGGCUGCUGCAUCAGGUAUGUGGCAGUAUGGCAGCCUAGGUGCAGAAGGAGCAAGUGUAGGCCCAUCCACCAGCUCAGUUCACCCAGGUUCUGGCGCAAGUCACCAAGGUGGAGGUGCACCAGGAGCGCAGCCAGAACUCACUGAUAUGUUGCAAAUCCUUGAUCAAUCUGGCACUGCUAACUUUGAUGACCUCAACAUGUUCAAUACAAACUUUGAAUGAAAGGAAUUGCUAUUUGUGUUGAAUCCUAGGAUGAAUCCUAGAAUGGCUUGUAAUCAUUGAAGAACUUGGGUAGUACUGAAGUGUAUAGGGCAAGUGUUGGUAUCCACCAUCUCAAAGUUUUUAGUUAUAUCUCAGCAAGUGCCUCUAUGACAGUUUUAUGAGAUUUACUGAUUAUCAGUUAUUGAUUUUAUAUGUAGUAACCUUCUUGUUGAGGGUAUAAUGAUAAAUUGUUUGUAAUCAGUAAAAAAGUUCAAAUAAUGUUGGAUACUGAAGCUUGCCUGUCCGAGUUGCUUUUUGAGAAGCCGUUGUGAGCGGUAUGAUAUCCAAUUUAUCAGGAAAAUUGGUUGUCCGAGUUGGAAACUUAGGUGCUGGAUAAUGGAAAUGUAUACUGACAGGUCAUAACCCUCACAUACUGUAUAACGGAUGCAUCAUGUUCAGUACAUUGUAUCAUAUUAUUAGGACAUUAAACUUCUUUCUUUUUUGUAUUAAUUUCCAAAAAAGUUUCCUUUAUAUGUGGUAUUUUUUAAAGCAGUAUAUCAAUUAAAAAUCCAGCAUUUAUUGCAUAUACAGUAUUACCAUAUAUAGUGCAACAUUUGGGAUAUAUUUGUUGUAAAAUAAUGUUUCAAUUGUUGUGCUGAUGAUCAAAUUGCAGUCUGCAAUUAGAAUUUUUGUUUGCUGGUAAUCAAAGUGUUUCGUCCUUUAUAGUUAUUACUCUUACAUGAUCCCUCAAAGGGAACUGAUGAUUGAAUUAUUUUUUCAUGCUAUACUUUUAUCCUAAGAAUUUUUACCACACUGUAUAUUUAUGCACAUUUAGAAAGCUAGAGCUCAGGCACAUGUCCAGGAAUGUUAAGCAUUUAAUGAAGAAAAUGUAAGUGUCUCAAUUUUUACAUGAGCUAAUGCAAGUUUUGUGGAGAAGUUAGCAGUAUGAUGUGAGUGCUCAUUGAAAUUUUUCUUCUAUUGAAAUGGGGUCUUCUGAAUCAUUAAGUAAUACAUUUCAUUCAUCAGUCCUCCUCAGGCACCAGGCAGGUCAUUCAUGUUAUUGUAAAAAUUAGUCACUGUUGAAUUAAACGUUAUUUAGUUGAAGAUGAAUUUGUUGAUGAAGUUAACCUGCCUAUGUGUGUCAGGUCAUGAGGAAGACAUUAGGGUGGUUAGGGACUUACUAAUUGUUAUUUUGUAUACUUUUACAUAACUGAACCUGGGUUUUGGGCGCUAACAUGUCUUCAUUAUGAGAUGGUAAACUGGAAUAUAAAUGAUCUUUUCAUAAUUGUAGUUCAGGUGUCUAAUAAUACACUAUGUUAGGUAGAUUUUGUGACUGUAAAUUUGUGUUUCUCAGUACUUUGAAGGUUGAAUAACCAUUAUCAAGUUAUUCUCUUCUUUUCACGGUUUUCCAAGCUUUUAUGUUGUUGAUUGCUUGGUUUGUACAAUGACUGUGUAAUAUAUAUAUAUUUUGUCCUCUUAUGAUGUCAGUACAAGGUAUCUCAGUGCUCUGAGAAAAAGUUUUGCACGGCUGGUGCCCUCACACCACUAUUUAAUUUUUGGACAUAUCAUUCAUAGUUAGAGGGAAAAACUUGGCUUUUGGCCCAGUUCACCACUGCCCAGAGACACACAGAAAAAACAACUUUGAAAGUUUCCAUUCUAAAAUUAUUGUGCAUUUGGUAGAUACGUUCUGUAUUUACAUACAUUGCUCAUUUGUAUUGGUAAGAACAUUCAUUACAGUGUUAAACCUGUCUCUGUGGGUCUAUUUUUGUGUACAGUCAGCAACAGGUGUUGUAGUUCAUGAUCAAACUCGGCUCAUUGUGAAGGCUAGUCUUAACUUUGGUUAAUAUUUGGAACGGCUUAUUGAAUUCUGCUGAAAUGCAUUAGUGACAUCAGUUGACUAUUACCUUUGAUACAUUUUGAACGAUAAUCUUACUGUUCUAAUUUAUUAUUUAAUUUAAAUAGUAGUACACACACACACUGAAAUUUUUUCCUUUUAUCAGUUGUCGUUCAUACACAUAUUCUAAUUGCUGUACAAGAAGUAUUCUGUUGUGGAACUCUUCACAACAAGGCCCCAAAUCUGAUCACACAAUGAUUUACCUAAGUUGGCAGCAUGUCCUUCACCAAGAAUUAGUUCUCUCUCACUUCAAGUGCCUCCAGCACCCCAUCCUUCCAUAUCUUUCUUGAUCUUUCCCCUCUCUCCCCUGCCAUCCACCUUUGAAUUAUAAGCCUUUUUUUUUAUUAGUCUUACAAUUUCAGGCUUCUCAUUAUGUCCACACUACCCAUGCUACCUGAGAUCUACUCUGUCCAGUAUUAUUUUUACUUGCACGCAUCUUUAUAUCUGUAUUUCUUAUUUUUUUAAUGUUAAUAACUUCAUAUAUUAUUCUCAAGCACAUCACUUGUCACUUCAAAUAUGUUUCUUCUUUUAUUCACAGUCCAUGCUCCCCACCUAUAUAUUAAUAAUGACCAGGGAACCAAUAACAUACUGAAACACCCUUCUCUAAUUAUGCCUACACUCCAAAUCAGACCCAACACAGUACAUAACAAUUAAUGAUAUUGGUAUUAAUUUGACAUUGUAUGACAUGCCUCUCUUCAUGAACAGUUCAGUAAGUUUUACUUGUUUUUAAUCCAGAACACUUCAUUAAGCCAUAAACUUUGAGAUGGAGAAGCAUAUGUAAAUUUCCUUGUUUCUGUUUAUAAAUUGCAGUUAUACUGUAGUGUGUGGUCAAAGUUAACUUGUGCUGCAGUCUUGACAUGCUAAUGUGAAAAACAGAUUAUUAAGUUACUAUUGGUGAUGUUUUGGAGUUAAGAUAAGGGUUUACUUGAUAGCAAGAUACUGUGAGGAAAGGAUUAAAAAAGGCUAUUAAAUGGAAGUAAGAUUUUAAUACGUUUUAUGGUUUCAUUGUCAAACUGAAUUUAUUGUGCUGUAAUUGAAGUUGUCCUCACCUUAGAGUUGGUCUGUCCUUCAACAUCUGUUGCAAAUUUAUAUGGGCUACAAGUCAAGAAAGUAUAACCUUGUUAUUUGACAUGUAUAGAUGACAUUAAACACUAAGAUUAUUUUUUUAAAGAUCAGAAAAUAAAUUGGCUUCAAACUCAUGUCCAGAUAAACAAGGUUUAACUGAUGACCCUUUAGCAUGUAGUUAUAGGUGAAUAAGACUGAUUUGCUGGAUGAUGCAAAUUUAGGUCUUUGAUGUGUGUAUGCAAAGGCAGGCAUGACUAUGUAUGCUUUAGAAGAAUAACUUGUGUACAAUUGAAGGUUUAUAUAUAUAUGGAACUCAUACCUGUAAAUACAAACCAUGUCUGUAUGCAAGUGUGAAUAUCAUUCAUUUUAUUUGUAUUUUUAAUGAAAACUAACCAAAUUUUUAGCAUUGUGCUGGUAUAAAUGUACAUUGAUGUUCACCGAGUGAUAUGAAAUAAGGAAAAUCCUGGAAGAAAGUGUGAGGAAACAGAAAAAAAACUGUAGUAAAAGUGUGAUGCUGUUUGUUUGAGCCAAACUUGAAAGUUAAUUAUGUAUGUAUUAAUCAAGGUAUUUAAAUAUUUUGUUAAGCCAUUAUUUGUGCAUCAGUAAAUAUGAGGCACAAGUUUGAAUAGCUUUUUCAGUGGCCAUAUUAAUAUAAGGGAAGACUUGUGUUGUGGAUUCCUUGAUCAGGCCUAGAGCGAGCCAGGGACCACACUCUCCAGGACGCUUCACCAGUGCAAUAUUUGCUGCAGCAGCCAUGCCAGGCUAGUGGGUUGCGGCCAACUCAAGAUUUUUUUUUUUUUAUAAUUGCAUUUGAAUUAGUAAAUUUUUGUACAAUUAUAAUCCAAUUGAAAUACACUUUAGUGUUACAUCCACAGUCCAACCAGUGCACAGUUUGUAAUCUUAAGGAAAUUAACAAAACAUGCAACCUAUUUAUUGUUCAGCACUUUUCUUAUGCCCUUCUGUAAGUUGAUGCCAUUCAACACAACAGGAAAUAUGUGUGGGGUUUUCCCACAGUAAGGAGCCUCAAGUUAUCAGUGAAACUUGAUAAAAGUGUCAAAAUUAAAUUCAUAUCUACCAUUGAAUAACCAUCUUAAGAUGCUCGUUUAUAUAAUAUAAGAAUGCUUAUGGCAUAUUUUUUAAAGAUGAUGUAGCAUUUUAUAUUUUAUAAACCAAGUGCCUUAGGCUGGUAAGCCACAAUGACUUGGUAUUUGUGAAAGAUUACAGUAGAGCUCACAUUUCAGUUGGAAUUGUCAAUUUUUAUGUUCAGUAUACUGUAUGCAUAAAAAAAAUGAAUUAAUCACUUAAUUAUACUUCAAAUUAUUUUUUAACAUUUUUAUUUUCAGUAGAUGAACCUUAACUAUGUUGGCAGGACCACAUGGGAUGCUCAAUUACAGCUGGCUGUCUGUCAAGCUCUCCCCCCUGGUAACUUCAUGGAUGUCCAGAAGAUUUUGAUCAGAUCCCUUGUGUCUUGUGGCAGCAUUGCCUUUACUCCCUAAUUUCAAGCUUCCCCAGUCAGAGCUUUGUUAUUUAAAGCUCAACAUCAAACUAUCAUCACUGCUUGUGAAGAUGUGUUAUACUUUGACACUAGAUAUUAGAUACUUGAACAGUACAUAGUUAUGACCAUAUAAAAGUACAAGGAAUUGGAAGUGAUUUAUCACUUCAGAUGUAUUUUAUAAAUUAUUUUUAUCAUUUUUUGUCUAAAACUUCCUAUUGACCUCAAUAUUUACAAACAAUAUUUAUUUCAAAGUGAUGUUACAAUUGGUGGUAUGCUGUAGUUAAUAAAUCAUAAAAGAAGGGAUGGUGCAUCACAGUCUCUUGAGUUCAUGAAGACUCCAGUGAUGGGCUAACAUGGUUGCAGGUUAGGUUCACCUGUUCUUGGUGUGUAAAUAUUGAUUUUCAGUGAUGUUUUGAUAUACAAGUGCAAUGUCAUAUAGAACAAUUAUUUAAGUACAUAGAUUUAGCAGUAUUAGUGUAUGCUACCAUACUUUGAUAAGCUUAUGUAAAUUUAAUGCAUUUGCAACCGGAGGACAGGUGAACUCGCUGAAAUAUUUGUCCUGUGUGUUGACUCAUUACCUAGUACUACUUCUAAUAACUUACACUUAUCUGACCUAAGUAUGUAAAUCUACUGACAUAUAAAUAAAAUUAUGUCUACA